Stegodyphus dumicola is the source of this 1969-nucleotide messenger RNA. Its product is annotated as insulin-like peptide receptor. Gene Ontology annotation, cellular component: insulin receptor complex; axon; plasma membrane. The record is from RefSeq and is a predicted model, not a curated record. Gene Ontology annotation, molecular function: ATP binding; insulin receptor activity; insulin receptor substrate binding. Gene Ontology annotation, biological process: cell surface receptor protein tyrosine kinase signaling pathway; multicellular organism development; positive regulation of MAPK cascade. NCBI's taxonomy places the organism in Eukaryota, Metazoa, Arthropoda, Arachnida, Araneae, Eresidae.
CAGAAACUUGAAAACUGCACUGUCAUCGAAGGAUAUCUCCAAAUUCUUCUUAUUGACAAGGGAAGGACAGAGGAUUAUGAUGGGCUUUCAUUUCCGGACUUGGUUGAAAUCACUGGUUAUUUGCUUCUAUACCGGGCAUUUGGGAUGAAUUCGAUCGGCAAGAUCUUUCCAAAUUUGGCUGUUAUCAGAGGUAAUAGUCUUUUUCAUAACUAUGCAUUUGUCGUCAAUGAGAUGUACCAACUCCAAGAGAUUGGACUUAGCCGAUUGACAGACAUUCUUCGAGGUUCUGUUCGAAUUGAAAAAAAUCCUGGCUUAUGUUACGUGGAUACAGUCGAUUGGGAUCUCAUAGCUAAAGAGGGAAAAGGAGGCCAUUAUAUCUCAGGAAACAAAAAGUGGGAGGAAUGUCCCAAUACCUGUCCUGAUCAUGAUUUGUGCCCAAAAACAGUUCGGAAUGAUGCAAAAAGCAUUAGCUUGUGCUGGAAUUCUCAUAAUUGUCAGAAAAUUUGCCCUUUGACCUGUGAACAAGAAAAUUCUUCCUGCUCAGAUAAUUUUGUCUGCUGUCAUAAAGAAUGCUUAGGUGGAUGUCAUGGCAGAUCAUUGUCUGAUUGUGCUGUUUGUAGACAUGUUGUGUAUGAAGGACGAUGUUUAAAGAAAUGUCCGCCUGGCACAUUUGAGUUUUUAGGAAGAAGAUGUGUGCAGGAACAUGAAUGCAAAAACUACACUUAUGAUGAAAAUUAUACUGAACAAAACAGUGAUAAAAGAGUAUAUUGGAAAGCAUUCAUGGGUCAAUGCAGAGAAAAAUGCCCAACUGGAUAUAUUGAAGAUGAUAAGGAUAUGCAUGUCUGCAAGAAAUGCGUUGGAAAAUGUCCAAAAGUUUGUGAAGGUUCAGUUGUAGAUAAUGUUGGUGCCAUUCAAAACUAUUAUGGCUGCACAUAUAUCAAGGGAUCUUUGGAAAUAACAAUCAAGGGUGGUUCUAAUGUGAUAAAGGAACUUGAAGAAAACAUGGAUAAGAUUGAAGAAAUCCAAGGUUAUUUGAAAGUUGCCCGUUCAUUUCCUUUAGUAUCAUUGAAUUUUUUAAAAUCACUUACUACUAUUCAUGGAGAGAGCUUGGAUAAGAAAGAGUAAGGUUCUUAGUUUUUUAGUGAGUGAACUUCAUGUGAUUUGAAUUAUUCAUUGGGGCUCUGUUCAGUGUUUUUAGUUAACACGUUAAAUUUCCAUGCUUGAAUAAUUUAUUUACCCAAUAUUGAUGUAUGAUUAUUUUGUACUGGUGUGUUGUAAUGUUUCAUCCGUUUGAUGUCACUGUUAUGUAAUUAUUUACAUUAAAUUGUUAAUAAGUAUGUAUUAGCUAAUUAUUUUGUGUGUUAUAAAUGAAACUAACAAAUUAUUCUAAUCUGAGAAUAAAUAUUUUUACAUUUUUGUCAGCUAUACUACUUAAUUUAUAUUCCUAGAAAUGUUAUCAGAUAUGCCAGCCAUCAUCGUAUUUAAUAUUUUCAUUUUACAUUUAAUGUGUGUAUGUCAAUUUUUUCCCCUGUGUGAUUAAAAGAAUUGUGCUUUCUUCACAACAGUUCAAAUAUUCAAAGGUUAAGUUGUUUUUUAUAGUUGUUGAUUUUAUUAUGCUUAUGUUCAUCUUGUAUUUUAUAUCUGCCUAUAUAACUUAUAAACAGUACUUUAAGAAAAAUUUAAAAAGGGUUAAAUGGAGAAGAACUUGCAUUUGGGUAAACUUCAGAUUACAAUCAGACAUCUCAGAAAGGUGUCUAAGAAAUAAAUAUGUAAGAAUUUAUAAUAUAAAUGCCUAAUUGAUAAAAAUUAAUAUAUUAAUAGUAAGUAAAAUUAAAGUUGAAUUCAGUGAAAGCAUUUUAGUUAUGAAAGUUCUUAAUUUUAUUUCUUCAUUUCUUUUUUUUAAUAUUAAAAUAUCAAAAUUUUGAAAAAAUGCUGUUAUAAAAAAAAAAAAAAAAAAAAAAAAAAAAAA